Messenger RNA from Humulus lupulus (European hop), 600 nucleotides. Its product is annotated as putative glycine-rich cell wall structural protein 1. The coding region runs from base 1 to 600 and encodes 199 amino acids. Lineage: Eukaryota; Viridiplantae; Streptophyta; Magnoliopsida; Rosales; Cannabaceae. The transcript has a single exon. The record is from RefSeq and is a predicted model, not a curated record.
AUGAAGUUGUUUGGUGUGGUUUGGGGUGUUUUGCUUCUGCUUGCGGUUGUUUUGAGUCCGGCUUUGGUCGAUGGGAUCAAAAGCUUUGUCGUUGCUGAAGAUCAUCAUGGCAUUGUGACUACUCGGCCUAAUAAUUCGGGUGCACUUGGAAGAAAUGUGACCUCAUCUGAGGAUGGCUCUCAAUUGGUCAAAACUAAUAACAAUGAUGCACACAAUGGUGGUGGCGGUGGUGGUGGUGGAGGUGGAGGAGGCGGUGGUGGAAGUGGAGGUGGAAGUGGAAGAAAGGGGGGAGAUAAAGGUCAUGGAAAAGGAAAAGGAGGCGGAGGCGGAGGCGGAGGCGGUGGUGGGGGUGGCGGCGGCGGUGGUGGAAAUGGAAAGGGCGCUGGAAGGGGAAAAGGAAGUGGCGGUGGCGGAGGAGGAGGAGGAGGAGGAGGAGGAGGCGGCGGGGGUGGCGGAGGGGGCGGUGGUGGCGGUGGAGGAGGACAAGGUGGUGGCUGGGGUUGGGGAGGAGGAGGAGGUGGCAAUAAUAUUGGUGGGCAUUGUUGGAUUUGGGGAUGCGGUGGUCAUCGGAAAUCAAUGGGAUCCAAAGGCAGUCCAUAG